AUUUCAUUUGCUUCUGAAACUGAGAAGAGAGAGAGAUAUAUAUAUAUAUAUACACGAGGGAAGAGGUUAUCAGCUCCGGUGGCACAGUUGAUCCCUCACCUGCUACCAGGAAGUUCGAAAGGAUCGUGAUUUCCAUCUAUAUAGUCUCCAUAUUUGGUUGAAAACCAAUCUAACUUGUUUAAGUAUACAAAAUUUGCCUUGUUGGGUUUAUGUAUUAAAUACAACAUCUGUACACUUUUUCCUUUUAUCACUCCCAUCAUCUAGCAUGGGAAAAGAGAAACUAAGAUUCAAAGAAGUUUACGAUUCUUGUAGCCCCAAAAUUCUCUGGUGGUUCUUUUUUGUAGCUACUUGCAUAAAAGUUCUCCUUUUCCCAUCGUACCGUAGUACAGACUUUGAGGUGCAUCGCAACUGGCUGGCAUUGACCCACUCCCUCCCUCUUUCCCAGUGGUACUUUGAUGAGACCAGUCCAUGGACUCUUGAUUACCCACCAUUCUUUUCCUAUUUUGAACACAUUCUAUCCAUUUUUGCUCAUCUCAUUGAUCCCCAAAUAGUGCACCUUCAGGAGGGCCUGAAUUAUAGCUCAAACAAGGCAGUUGUUUUCCAGAGAGUUACUGUGAUACUCUCUGAUUUGUCACUUCUUUAUGGAGUUUACAGACUCACUCGGAAUCUGGAUUCAAGAAAGCAAAAGUUGAUCUGGUUAUUGGUUAUUUGGUCACCGAUGCUUUUUAUAGUGGACCAUAUACAUUUUCAGUAUAAUGGAUUUCUCAUUGGGAUUUUGUUGAUUUCAAUAUCAUAUUUGGAGGAAGGAAGGGAUUUGUUAGGUGGGUUUAUUUUUGCUGUUCUCUUGUGCUUUAAGCAUUUAUUUGCAGUGGCAGCCCCGGUUUAUUUUGUUUAUUUGUUGAGGCACUAUUGUUGGGGUGGAGUGGUAAGAGGCUUCAGUCGACUUUUGAUUAUGGGAGGUGUGGUUGUUGCAGUGUUUGCAUCUGCAUUUGGGCCAUUUUUCCACCUUGGGCAGAUACAACAAGUCAUCCGACGAUUGUUUCCAUUUGGCAGGGGGCUUUGCCACGCAUACUGGGCCCCAAAUUUUUGGGUAUUCUAUAUCAUGUCAGACAAAGGAAUUGCUUUCACAUUCAGAAAACUUGGGUUUAAUAUCCAGACACCAGCAGCUUCGUUCACUGCUGGACUAGUAGGGGAUUCCUCACCUUUUUCUGUACUACCUCAGAUCACACCAUUCAUGACUUUUAUAAUGGUUCUGCUUGCCCUAUCUCCUUGUCUUCUCAAGGCUUGGAAGAAUCCACAGCCCCAAAUGUUUAGUAGAUGGAUAGCCUAUGCUUAUACCUGUGGUUUUCUUUUUGGGUGGCAUGUGCAUGAGAAGGCAUCACUCCAUUUUGUAAUACCACUUGCCCUUUUUGCAGCACAAACACUGGAGGAUGCAAAGCAUUACUUUUUACUGUCAAUAGUAUCCUGCUAUUCACUUUUUCCGCUUUUAUUUGAGGCACGAGAGUAUCCUAUCAAAGUUCUGUUGCUGCUUUUGCACUCCAUUUUGAUGUGGUCAGGCUUUUCAGCACAAUUUUAUGAUGGGGCUGAAACAAGAAGAGCGCCAACUGGUCAUACAAAGAAACAAGUCGAUCAACUUGGAUCUGGAGGUAGUUCAAGUGCAGCUGUGAAGAAAGGAGGUUUUGUUAUUGGCUGGACUGAGAGGAUUUAUCUGGUAGGUCUAGUAGUUGUAGAGAUAUGGGGCCAAUUUUUACACCCUCUACUUUUGGGUGAUAAGCUUGCAUUUGCGCCACUUAUGUUGAUCUCCAUAUACUGUGCUUUUGGGAUCUUGUACUCUUGGAUCUGGCAGUUAAGAUCCAUAGUUAAAUCUGUUUAAAUAUUGGAUUUUUUGUA
Molecule: messenger RNA, 1890 nt
Organism: Gastrolobium bilobum
Lineage: Eukaryota; Viridiplantae; Streptophyta; Magnoliopsida; Fabales; Fabaceae
Product: probable dolichyl pyrophosphate Glc1Man9GlcNAc2 alpha-1,3-glucosyltransferase
Exons: 5
Coding region: 266-1873 (535 amino acids)
Biological process (GO): protein N-linked glycosylation
Cellular component (GO): endoplasmic reticulum membrane
Molecular function (GO): dolichyl pyrophosphate Glc1Man9GlcNAc2 alpha-1,3-glucosyltransferase activity
Source: RefSeq, a predicted model, not a curated record